This is a messenger RNA of Alternaria atra, 987 nucleotides long. RefSeq lists its product as uncharacterized. The transcript is spliced from 2 exons. Bases 1 to 987 code for a protein of 328 amino acids. Lineage: Eukaryota; Fungi; Ascomycota; Dothideomycetes; Pleosporales; Pleosporaceae. Gene Ontology annotation, molecular function: actin filament binding. The record is from RefSeq and is a predicted model, not a curated record. Gene Ontology annotation, cellular component: cytoskeleton.
AUGUCUCCAGCUCGCUUGUCAGCUAGGUCGCUCCUACAGGUCUCGGGGCCUUUCAUACCUCGCCCACGAUGGCUUCAGUCACCCUUGAGUCGCAUGCUCGUCACGUCAUCGGGACACCAGCAAGCAACUGUCGCGGCAGGUGUACGAGUAGACCACGCCGAAAGCAAUGACAACCGCACCGUAGCAGCAAUGGGCCGUACCAAGUCUGGCAAAGCUCUCAAAGUUCGCAAGUACCCAACUUUCACACGCCUCGAGGACGAACGUCUCUAUCGUAAACAGCACCUUGCAGCCGCAUAUCGCAUCUUCGCCUCGCGUGGGUUCGACGAGGGUGUCGCCGGCCAUAUCAGCGUGCGCGACCCCAUCUUGACUGAUCAUUUCUGGCUCAACCCGCUGUCGGCGCAUUUCUCCCUGAUACGCGUGUCAGACCUGAUACUGGUGAAUGAGGAGGGAGAGGUGGUCGAGGGUGACCAGCCUAUCAAUGCAGCAGCUUUUGCCAUCCACAGCGCCUUACACAAGCGGCGGCCAGAUGUACAUGCAGCGUGUCAUGCGCAUAGUGUACAUGGCAAAGCGUUUAGCGCUUUUGGUAGGGAACUAGACAUGAUUACUCAGGAUAGUAUCCGCUUCUACAAGAGCCACGGCGUAUACAACCAAUUCGGUGGUGUCGUACUGGCCAGCGAAGAAGGCGAGCGAAUAGCCGAUGCCCUGUGCGACGGAAAAGCAGCCAUCCUCCAAAAUCACGGCAUCCUCACUGUAGGGAAAUCCGUUGACGAGGCCGCCUUUUGGUUCCUCUCCCUCGAUAAGACGUGCCAAGCCCAACUCCUUGUAGACGCAGCGGCGGCCGGAAGCGGACAUAAGCCUAAGAUGAUACCGGAUAGUGAAGCAGCCGAGACAUACAAGAAUGUUGGGACGCCCGAGAAGGGGUGGCUGGCAUUCCAGAGCUACUACGACGAGAUACUUGCUAAGACUGGAGGCGACUUUUUGGAGUAA